AUGUCCUUGGUACUUGUCAAUGUAAGGGUAGCAAGUAGUGCCAAGCAAGACUGGUCAAUUGAUAAUGAGGCGGUAGGGCCGAAGACGCAUGGUACUGGUGAGCAACGGCGUCAGCGCGCCGAGGAGGGGGUGGGGCAAGUGUGCGGAGGGCUUGAUUCAAUGGGGUAUGAAGCCGCGGCCACGACGCUUGAGCAGGGCAAAUCUGACGGUGGUGUCGACGGCGCAGGCAGGCAGACAGGCUGUGUGGAGUAUUGCUUUGCCGCAUGGCGGCAGUUGAUUAUCUCCCGCUUCAUCGUACGCAGACAAGCAUUUCAACAUGUUAUUAGUUCGAAUGCGAGUGCAGGACGCCAGAUCUGCAUCGAGCAAUGGGAUUGA
Messenger RNA from Bipolaris victoriae FI3, 375 nucleotides. RefSeq lists its product as hypothetical. The transcript has 2 exons. Bases 1 to 375 code for a protein of 124 amino acids. Lineage: Eukaryota; Fungi; Ascomycota; Dothideomycetes; Pleosporales; Pleosporaceae. The record is from RefSeq and is a predicted model, not a curated record.